CGCGCCUGCCCCGAAGGAACUUUGGCAUUUUCUGAAAGGUCAGCAGCUGCGAUUCCAGGCCACGUGGGUAACCUGAACUUCUAACAUUUAAAUGUAGCCGCGCCCGCGGCUGUCAGCCAGGGCUGGGUGAUGGCGAAGCAAAGCAGCCGGCUCUCCCUGAGUUGAGUGCGUGUCCGGCAGGGACAGCACACUUUUCCUCUCAGCGUCCACUCGGCGGAGCCGGGAGCCCCUUGGGGAAAAGCAAGGAUUCCUGCUAGGAGAAAGAUUUGCAGUCGCAUCGACCACCAUGGCGGACAGAAGCCCCUUCGAGACCGACAUGCUCACCCUGACCCGCUACGUCAUGGAGAAGGGGCGGCAGGCCAAAGGCACCGGAGAGCUCACCCAGCUUCUCAACUCCAUGCUGACGGCCAUCAAAGCCAUCUCCUCGGCCGUGCGCAAGGCCGGCCUGGCCCACCUGUAUGGAAUCGCGGGCACCGUGAACGUGACGGGAGACGAGGUGAAGAAGCUGGAUGUGUUGUCCAAUGCCCUGGUGAUCAACAUGCUCCAGUCCUCCUACAGCACCUGCGUGCUGGUCUCGGAGGAGAACAAAGAGGCCAUCAUCACCGCCAAGGAGAGACGGGGGAAAUACGUGGUCUGCUUUGACCCGCUGGAUGGAUCUUCCAACAUUGACUGCCUGGCCUCCAUUGGGACCAUAUUUGCCAUCUACAGGAAGACCACAGAGGACGAGCCUUCCGACAAAGACGCCCUGCAGCCUGGCCGCAAUAUCGUGGCCGCAGGCUACGCGCUCUACGGCAGCGCGACCUUGGUGGCUCUUUCCACGGGACAGGGAGUGGACCUCUUCAUGCUGGACCCAGCUCUUGGUGAGUUUGUCCUGGUGGAGAAAGAUGUUAAGAUUAAGAAGAAGGGGAAGAUUUUCAGCCUCAACGAGGGCUAUGCCAAGUAUUUCGAUGCAGCCACCACGGAGUAUGUGCAGAAGAAGAAAUUCCCCGAGGACGGCAGUGCGCCCUAUGGGGCUAGGUACGUGGGCUCCAUGGUGGCUGAUGUGCACCGCACCCUGGUCUAUGGAGGGAUCUUCCUGUACCCAGCCAACCAGAAAAGUCCUAAAGGCAAGCUCCGGCUCCUGUAUGAGUGCAAUCCCGUGGCCUACAUCAUCGAGCAGGCAGGAGGCCUCGCCACCACUGGCACGCAGCCAGUCCUGGAUGUGAAGCCCGAGUCCAUUCACCAACGAGUCCCCCUCAUCCUGGGCUCCCCAGACGAUGUACAGGAGUAUCUCGCCUGUGUACAGAAGAACCAGGCAGGCAGGUAGUGAGUCUGACCCCACGAGUCCUCUUCUUUCGUUGUGGACUAAGAACCCUAAGUGAGCGAACCAUGGAAAUGGUGGUGUUGAGAAAGCAGCAGCCAAAUCCACUGAACCCCCCAGCAACAUACUGCGAACCACCGGGUGUAGAUCCAGACGUCGCUCUGUGUCAGUGUAAAAGGCUGCAAAUAAAAAUAAAAACCCACCUGGGAAAAGA
This is a messenger RNA of Oryctolagus cuniculus (rabbit), 1514 nucleotides long. RefSeq names its product fructose-bisphosphatase 2 (gene FBP2). Gene Ontology annotation, cellular component: cytoplasm; cytosol. The record is from RefSeq and is a predicted model, not a curated record. Lineage: Eukaryota; Metazoa; Chordata; Mammalia; Lagomorpha; Leporidae. Gene Ontology annotation, molecular function: fructose 1,6-bisphosphate 1-phosphatase activity. Gene Ontology annotation, biological process: sucrose biosynthetic process; gluconeogenesis; fructose 6-phosphate metabolic process.